This is a messenger RNA of Arachis stenosperma, 849 nucleotides long. RefSeq lists its product as uncharacterized. NCBI's taxonomy places the organism in Eukaryota, Viridiplantae, Streptophyta, Magnoliopsida, Fabales, Fabaceae. The transcript has 2 exons. The record is from RefSeq and is a predicted model, not a curated record. Bases 1 to 849 code for a protein of 282 amino acids.
AUGGACGUAAUCCGCUAUAGGGAUGUCGCAGAUUACGUUGGCGAAGAACCAUCACAUAAACUGCUACGGGGGCAUGGUGUUAAGUUCACGGAUAAAGAAUCGUUGAGCAUUUUUAUCCAUUCGACUGAUACUUUAUCAAAUCUAAAGAGGAACAUAUUGCAGAAGGCAGGAUUAGCUGGGGCCAAGUUGGUGAAGAAGGUGUUCUACAAGAUUCUGAUGGCGAUCGUGUCAAGUGGUGUGCAGUAUGAAACAUUUGUCAUAGGGUCGGAUGAAGACAUGGGGUUGUUGUUUCAUUGUCGGCGGAGUUUUCUGGAGGUGAGAAUACACGAGUUGUUUGCCAAGUUGAAAGACCGUGUGAAAAGUUCCGGGGCUUCAGCGCCAAAUCCUCAAUCAACGACGGUGGGGGGUGCUUCUACUUCGAUGCCUGUCAUUGCACCUAGUUGUCUCCUACCUGCACCUCCACCUAUUCUAGCACCGGCAGAUAGGUCACCCAGUUUGAUUACUGGUCUUGUUGGAAGUGGUGAGCCGGAUCACAUUGAGGACGCGAUGCAGGACUAUGAUUCGGACGAUGAUCCCGAUCACAUAUCAGGGGAUAGUGAGGAGGAGACUCCAGUGCCCCCACUUGCACCUCAGGGGCCAUCCAGUUCUAAGUCCCACCAACAACCUCCGCAUUUCUCGACGCUUAAUUUGGAAGCAGUGAGUCAACAACCAGAUUAUGCACACACCUUCAGAUACCAAGGAUUACACGAGGGUAAUGCUUCUAGAAAAUUUCAGAUUGGUCAAUCUUUCCAGACUAAGGAGGAAGCUAUGAUGAGUGUUAAAGAUUAUAGCAUUCGUCGUGGAGUCUAG